Dryobates pubescens (Downy woodpecker) is the source of this 1669-nucleotide messenger RNA. RefSeq names its product regulator of G protein signaling 7 binding protein (gene RGS7BP). Gene Ontology annotation, biological process: G protein-coupled receptor signaling pathway. Bases 9 to 776 code for a protein of 255 amino acids. The record is from RefSeq and is a predicted model, not a curated record. Lineage: Eukaryota; Metazoa; Chordata; Aves; Piciformes; Picidae. The transcript has 6 exons. Gene Ontology annotation, cellular component: nucleus; neuron projection; postsynapse.
GCGUGUGCAUGAGCGCUGCAUCGAGCGGGCGCAGGAAGCGCCCCCGCUCCGCCGCCUCCAUCUUCCAGGGCAGCAAGACCUCGCCGCACGGCCGCGACAGCGAGCGCCGGGGCAGUGACUCCGAUAGCGCCUACCAGACCCAAAGAGCCCUGGACGACUGCAAGAUGCUUGUCCAGGACUUCAAUACCCAAGUGGCUCUCUAUCGGGAGCUGGUAAUUUCCGUUGGGGAUGUCUCAGUCACCUGUCCAUCCUUGCAUGUGGAAAUGCACAAAACUCGAACCCAAGGAUGUGAGAUGGCCUAUCAGGCUCAUCAAAAGUUAGCAGCAAUUUCUGGCCCUGAAGAUGGUGAAAUUCAUCCUGAAAUCUGUAGACUGUACAUCCAGUUGCAAUGCUGUUUAGAAAUGUACACAACAGAAAUGCUUAAGUCCAUAUGUCUGCUAGGAUCACUGCAGUUUCAUCGGAAAGGAAAGGAGCCUUGUGCCCCACCCAAGAUCCUAGAUACAAAAGUGGAAGAGAGUUCAGAAGUACCCAUUUUAGAAGACACGUCAUCAUCACCAACAGACACUCAGCAGCAUUUAUGGCAGGUUUCCACAGACAUUGAAAAUACUGAAAGAGAUAUGAGAGAAAUGAAAAACCUUUUAAGUAAACUCAGGGAGACUAUGCCUUUACCACUGAAAAAUCAAGAUGAUAGCAGCCUCCUAAACUUGACUCCAUAUCCAUUGGUAAGAAGACGGAAGCGAAGAUUCUUUGGACUGUGCUGCCUUGUCUCAAGUUAGAAGAUUAAACACAGAAGCACCAAGAAAAUCAUAUCUUUGAUUAAACCACUGUUAUUUGACCACAGAAAACACAAACAUUGCUACACUUUAUUAUCAAAUUCAUUUUCUACACACUCUAAUCCUUUUUCUCUUCUGCUCCAUCCCACUUUCCAAAAUAAGGAAUUUAAUAGUUUAAAGUUAUGGUGAUCAAAAGCUAGCUAUGGCAUAGAUCUAGCAUAAUUAAGAAUGUUUUUAGGACUUUUAAAACUAUGUUUUGCAUGCUUACAUUCAACCACUCAGAGACAAGACACAUGAAUUAUGGUUAAUAGAUUUCUUUUUUUUUAAUUGAUAGUUUGAACUGCUUUUAGAAGUUUGUGCCUAGUAUAGUACUCUUACUGGUAUAUUAAAAUACUUGGUCAUAAUCUAACAGUCAUUAAGCAUAGGAAACUAUUUAACAGCAAAAGCAUUAAAGUUACAAAACAGUAUUGUAACAUUGCACAAAAUUUACAGUUGCUUUUUGUGCUCUCAUUCAUAUUUAGUCUUCCACUAUAUUUCAAUUUAAAAGCUUCAUAGAAAAAUAUCUUAAUUUGUGAUACAUAAACCAUAUAUCAAAAUACUAGGAACUUGUAAAUAGACAUCAUAAUAUAUAUGUACUGUAAAAUGCAUAACAUAUUUUCUUUCAAGCUACAAACUUUUAAGCUCUACAGGCUUUUUGGGGAUGAAAUAAUUUAUUAAAAGGUAUAUUAAAAUAAACAAUGUAAAAUACAACACCAACCCAUUUGGUUUCCAAUAGAAAUCAAAGCAUGAUGUCUGGAUAUCACUAAGUAUUAACUCUUACAGGGCAUGCCAGAAUUAUCUGAGACUGUAAGAUACUCAAUGUUUUACAUUGUUAAUAAAGUUUUUUAUUUAAUCUG